Messenger RNA from Paraphaeosphaeria sporulosa, 1938 nucleotides. RefSeq lists its product as uncharacterized. Gene Ontology annotation, molecular function: 7S RNA binding; ribosome binding; protein binding. NCBI's taxonomy places the organism in Eukaryota, Fungi, Ascomycota, Dothideomycetes, Pleosporales, Didymosphaeriaceae. Gene Ontology annotation, cellular component: signal recognition particle, endoplasmic reticulum targeting. The transcript has 3 exons. The coding region runs from base 1 to 1938 and encodes 645 amino acids. Gene Ontology annotation, biological process: SRP-dependent cotranslational protein targeting to membrane. The record is from RefSeq and is a predicted model, not a curated record.
AUGGCCGCCGCAACAAAGUCUCUCUCCGCCCUGCUCGCGCAGACCACCAUUGACGAUCACGAAGAAACUCUACAAGCCGCCAAUGCUGCCAUCAAAAAGUCCAAGACGGACACGCAGGCGCACCAUGUGAGGGCGAUCGCGCUCCUCCAUCUGGAUCGGUUUGAGGACGCGCUUAAGGUGUUUGAGGAGGUGAAGGAGCUGCAGGGAAAGGCACGCUUCGAGUAUGCGUACACACUCUACAAGACGGGGAACGCGGCGAGAGCUGUCGAGGUCGCUGGUGCAAGCAACGAUGAUACGGGUCGCGGCAUGAAGCACGUGCUGGCUCAGGCUGCAUACCGCUCAGAGAAUUUCGCGCAGGCCUCGCGUGUGUACCGGGAGCUGGCUAGCCGAGGAGCGGAAGAUGAAGAAUACGACAUUCGCAUCAAUUCCGGAGCCACAGACGCGCAGCUGGAGUGGUCAGGCCAGGGAGAGCUCGCACAAAAGAAGAAGCCGGCGCGCGAGGAUCUAGACGUUUUCGAAACGGCAUACAACGCGGCAUGCGCGAGCAUAGCACGUGGCGAGUUCGCGCAAGGAGACAUAUGUCUGAAGCGGGCGAUAGAUCGUUGCAAUGAGGUGGAAGACAUGAGUGAUGAGGAGAAGAAGGCCGAAGUGUUGCCCAUGAAGGUGCAGCAGGUCUACAUCCUCACGCAGAUGGGGAAGUUCGACGAGGCCGAGCAGGUGGCAAAAACGAUUCCGUUCACCGAGAUCAAGGAGCUGUCCACUCGCCACAUCGCCCAAGUUAACACCAUUGCUGCGUCAAAGGAGAGCUCCAACCCUUACCUCUCGCAUCGACUAUUCCACUCUGCUCCCGCACCGCCCAAGACCGAUCAGUACUUCUCCUUCCAGACAAACCUCCUCCGCCAAGAUGAAUAUGUCAUCUCUCUCCUCUCAAAGAAAGCGUCAGGGGUAGCUUCAUCCACAGAAAAGGUCAUAUCCGCAGCCGCAACACCCUCGCUCUCGCCGGCCGUCAAUAUGGCCGCAGUCUUGAAUGCAGCAGCGCACUCCCGCACUGCGGAAACCGAAAGGGCCGCCCUGAAACAAAUACUCCCGCUCCUCGAGAAACGCCCCACCGAUGUCGGCCUCAUACUCACCAUCACUCACCUCUACGUUCUCACCGGCAACCAUGCCGCCGCCACGCACCUCCUGGAAUCUUUCUUCGCGCGCCUCUCUCAGUCUGGUUCCGCCUCCGACCUCGAUGUACGCUUCGCUCCUGGACUAGUAGCUACCCUCGUUUCCCUGUACGCACAGCAAGGCCGCCCUGGAGCCGCAAGAACAGAACUAUCAAAGGCAGCAGAAUACUGGCGGAAACCCCACAAGUCGAAGACCGAGGCACCAAGCAAGGCCCUCUUGGUGGCAGCAGCAACAGCACUCCUAGACACGCACAACCAGGACAACGCCAAGACCGCCGGCGAGAUCUUCAAUGGCUUGUACAAGCAGGACAACGAGGACCGAGCCGCCAUCGCAGGUCUAGUAGCCGCCUACAGUGUCACCGACUCCUCCAACAUCCCCGAGGACCUGCGCUCCAUCCUCCCCGAAGCCUCGCGUCUCGUCUCCGACAUCGACGCCGCAGCCCUUGAAGGAGCGGGCGUCCCCGCGCUCGCACUACCCUCCCAACCGUCUGAGUCUCGCAAGCGCGCGGCGCCGAAAUCGGUACCGUCCAAGGCGAAGAGGAUACGGAAGGCGCGUAUGCCGCAGGACUUCGAUCCGAAUAAGAAGAUAGAUGCGGAGCGAUGGUUGCCGAUGCGGGAUCGGAGUUACUACCGACCGAAGGGCAGGAAGGGAAAGAAGAAGGCGGAGGGUUUUACGCAAGGUGGUGUGGUUGAGGAGAAGGCAGCUGUGCAGCAGCAGAGCGGCGGUGCGGCCAAAGGGGGGAAGAAGAAGGGCAAGGGGAGGAAGUAA